Funneliformis geosporum is the source of this 2157-nucleotide messenger RNA. The record is from the annotation of a GenBank genome assembly. NCBI's taxonomy places the organism in Eukaryota, Fungi, Glomeromycota, Glomeromycetes, Glomerales, Glomeraceae.
AUGGAAUAUAGUGACACACAAAUUCAUUCAAAUUCAUCAAAGGUAGAUAUAAUUGAUAAGAAAGGAAUGAAUCCAAUUGAUACAACUGAUACCAAUUUUAUAGGCAGCAGUGAUUCAAAUCGAACACGCGUUUUAAUGCCACAAGAAAUAAGUAACACAUUUCGAAUAAUGGCUUAUCGUAAAUCAGAGAGACAAGUUAGAGGUCGAUAUCGAAGACGAUCAUAUACAAGAGUAUUUUGGUUUAUAAUGUUUAUAUUAUUAUAUUUAUCAUUGAUUGGAGCCGGAAUUGGUGGUUUAUUAAAGAACGUUAGCACAUGGAAAAGAUGGCCAGAAUUCGCGACUUUCGUGGCGGCACUUGCUUUAAUGAUGUACGUUUACUAUAAGAUAACCGAAGUCGUAAGAUGGUGCUUUUAUUGGUUAGCAAUUGCUACUAUAAUUCUUUUGAUUAUAAAUAGAGGUUCGCUUACGCCUGACGAUUCACAAUCCCCUUCAACACGCAUUGUGAUAAUAAUUCUUUCCUCCGUUGAAGGCUUAACGUUAUUAAUAUGGAUCAUUAUUCGAUAUAUUUAUCCACGUAUCGUUAAGGAUGCUAAAUGGUUGGACACAAUAUGGUGGUGGAGAAUAAAACAAUCGGACAUUCAUCCUUAUAAAGGAGAUGCCGUUGGAUAUUUUCAUUAUUACGCCUGGGAAAGUUAUAGCCUUUGGUUUAGACAUGGACUUGUUACUUAUGUUGGUGAGAUUAAUGCCGAUGGCCGACCUCACGGACGCGGUGAAUGGGUUGAUGAUUCAUUUGAUGGAGAGUGUUUAAAGGGUAUUUGGGAAGAUGGAGUACCUAUUGGACCCUUUCAGGCAAGAGGCACGGGAACAGGAGACGCGUUUCAUACGGUUCGAGUUGGACUUGUAAAAAAUAGUUAUACACCGUGGGAUGAAUGGAGGUUUUAUCCUAGACCUUAUAAUAGUGGAAUAGAUAUAACGGUUGCUUCUGUUGAGUGCUCUGUUUCUGGCAAAUAUUUAAAGCAUCUUCCACGGUCCACAUUAAUAUUUCCACAAAAAUUCGAUGAAGAAUCAAAUAAAUUGACGAUGAAAGAUUGUUUGGAAUAUUUGACAACAUUUGCUUCCUUCAUGGGACCCGAUUUUGAUGCCAAUGAUGCGACGCAAUCUUCAGUGAUAAUUAGAAUGAAUGAUGAAGGAUUUGCGAUUACAGGAUUUUACCCCAUCGAUAAAACUACUUCCCGUAACGAGGUAGUUAUAAGAAGGGUUCCUAAGGAAACAAGGAAUUAUUCUAAUAUCGAGUAUACUCUCAAAAUUGACGGCUGGAAACAAUCUGGCACCACUAGUGCAUCGGGACAUUGUGAGGGUUUGAUGGAAUGUAUCGUAUUCAUACAUGGGUUCAAUUGUCCGUCAAAGUUUGCCUUGGAAACAUUUGGACAAUUUCUUGCAUUGGCAGAUUUUCCUAGUUACAUAAAACCCUUUGUGUUCUCACCACCGAGUACGAACUCUUUGUGGUAUUUUGGAGUCAAAAAACAGGCAUCUUCGGAACAAGCGAUUAAUGAUUUUCGGACAUUUUUACAAGACCUUCGUGAUGCGGGAUUUUGCGCAGUACAUAUAUUAAGUCAUUCAAUGGGUUGUAUGUUGGCACUACAAUAUGCAGAAGCAUUUGAAGAAAUUUUUCAAAUGAAAGGUUCAAGUAAAAGUCAAGAUUCGGAGGAAACAUUAAUGAAAUUACCGACGGUUACAUUACUUAAUCCUGAUACCUCUUUAAAUCAAUUCCUUAUACAUGAUUAUGCUAAUUUGAAUAGAUAUUGUGAUCAUAUUACAAUAUAUUCAAAUGAGCGAGAUUUUGCAUUGAAAAUAGGUGAAUUCUUUGAACAUGACAAAAGUUUGGGAAGAUAUACAUGUGAUAUGAAAUGUCGUGAUGGAAAAUUAUUAAAUGUUGAUUUGAUUGAUACAACUCAAUUGGAUGUUAAUAUGCAUAAGAUUAGACACAACUUUUUUAAUUUAAAUAGAUUGUUGGUAGAUGAUUUACGAGAUAUUAUAGUUUUUGGUAAAAGAGCAAAGGAAAGAAGAACGAGACUAAGUAGAAAAGUUAAAGGUGUUGGGUUGGAAGGUAUCGUAUAUACUUUCUUGGUUGCUCCAAGUUACGUCGUUAAUAAAUGA